Python bivittatus (Burmese python) is the source of this 2152-nucleotide messenger RNA. The record is from RefSeq and is a predicted model, not a curated record. NCBI's taxonomy places the organism in Eukaryota, Metazoa, Chordata, Lepidosauria, Squamata, Pythonidae.
GAGGGGGAAAGACCACGGCUGCCCCCCCGGGGUCUGCUUGCGGGGGGAACAGAGCGGAGCCCCGCCGCUUCGAAUCGGAGCCUCCUCCCCAUCCGCUCGGAGCCGGGGCCCUCUGCCAGGGCAGCGAAGUCCCGAGAAGAAGCGCCAAAAGAGCGUUGGUGGAAAGAAACCUGGCGAGCAGGCUGGCAGAAAGGAGCUUUGACAGAACAAGAGAGGGUAGCCACAAGGCACCUCCCGUCCCAAGCCAAAGGUCUGGGCUGGCCGAGAGACUCCGGAUCGCGGGGUGGGUAAGGCCGGGCGAGAAAAGGGGGACCCGGAAUGCCUGCGUUGGGCUAUGAGAACUCUCUCCGAGGAUUGCGUUAGGAGCCCAGACAACAGGCUGGCUGGGCGGCCGGCUGGCAGGUUCCCGUCUCGCGGAGGCGCUGUAGAAAGGCUGCUGCUGCUAGCGAGAUCCCAGUGAGUGGAUCGUGGAUCCCUUUCAGGGAUCCCAUAACAACAUAUAUGUCUGAGCGAGAAGGAGAAAGGGGCGCAGCAAGAAAAGAGCGAUCGGAGGAGGACUUUUCCAGGAUCUCAUCACCGUCACAGAUUUAAGCGAUCCUUCUCGCUUUUCUUCUUCCUAGAGAGAUCCUGCCGCGCUGACGGAGCAUCCAGACCGCACCAGCCAGACUCCCUCACCCCUUUUCAUGUGGAGCUGCCUGCCCUUUCAUACACUGAGACCUGCGGCCUUUCUUGUCCCCUGGAAUAUUUGUGGUGAUAACUCUGGUUUAUGGAAGAUGCUGGAAGUGCUGGAGAAGCUAAAUGGAUCCUAACGCCAUCAGGAGAAUGAAGGAACAAUCAAUGAUAAUGGUUUGGCUAUGGAUAAUGUGCCUCCUUGGCCUAGCAUCUUCUCUAGAAGAAAUCCUUUUGGAUACAACAGGAGAGACCUCGGAGAUUGGAUGGACUGCCCAUCCUCCUGAUGGGUGGGAUGAGGUGAGUGUCUUGGAUGACAGGAAGCAUCUGAUUCGAACAUUUGAGGUGUGCAACGUUGCUGAGCCGGGACAGAAUAAUUGGCUGCGUACUCAUUUCAUAGAACGCCGUGGAGCCCACAGGGUUCACAUCCGCCUCCGCUUCUCUGUUCGUGACUGUGCCAGCAUGAGGACUGUGGCCUCUUCCUGCAAAGAGACCUUCACCCUUUACUAUCAUGAAUCGGAGGCUGACGUAGCCACUCCCGAGCAUCCCGAAUGGCACGAGGGCCCCUGGACCAAAGUGGAUACAAUCGCCGCUGAUGAGAGCUUCUCUCAGGUGGACAGCUCUGGGAAGGUGGUGAAGAUGAACGUCAAGGUGCGAAGUUUUGGGCCACUGGCCAAGAAGGGUUUCUACCUGGCUUUUCAGGACUCUGGGGCGUGCAUGUCUCUGGUGGCUGUCCAGGUUUUCUUCUACAAAUGCCCUGCAGUGGUGAAGGGUUUCGCCUCUUUCCCAGAGACCUUCGCUGGAGGUGAAAGGACUUCUUUGGUGGAGGCUCCAGGAACUUGUGUGGCUGACGCUGAAGAAGCCAGCAGCACUGGCUCCUCUGGAGUGAAGUUGCACUGCAAUGGGGAAGGCGAGUGGAUGGUGGCGAUUGGAAGAUGCGCCUGCCGUGCUGGCUAUGAGCCUAUGGACAGUGAGAGAACCUGCAAAGCUUGUCCCAGGGGCACCUUCAAAGCAUCGGCGGGAGAUGCGCCCUGCAGUCCUUGCCCUACCCACAGCUAUGCUUCCAUCCCGGGCUCCCGUGAAUGUGCCUGCCAGACUCACUAUUACCGUGCUUCUUCAGACAUCUCAGAUGCCCCCUGUACUAGCAUCCCAUCAGCCCCUCGGGACCUCAGCUAUGAAAUUAUUGGAUCUAAUGUCCUUCUGACCUGGCGUCUCCCAAAGGAUCUGGGUGGUCGAAAGGAUGUUUUCUUCAAUGUCAUCUGUAAAGUGUGCCCAACUGGCUCUCCAGGACCUUGUGUCCGUUGUGGGGACAGUGUUCAGUUUGAGCCCCGGCAGGUGGGGCUAACCGAGAGCCGGGUGCAAGUGUCCAACCUCCUGGCCCGUGUUCAGUACACCUUUGAGAUCCAGGCAGUCAAUCUCGUGACUGAGCUGAGCCCAGAUUCUCCACAUUAUGCUGCCAUCAAUGUCAGCACCAGCCAGUCAG